Messenger RNA from Temnothorax curvispinosus, 584 nucleotides. RefSeq lists its product as uncharacterized. NCBI's taxonomy places the organism in Eukaryota, Metazoa, Arthropoda, Insecta, Hymenoptera, Formicidae. The coding region runs from base 60 to 581 and encodes 173 amino acids. The transcript has 5 exons. The record is from RefSeq and is a predicted model, not a curated record.
AUCGCAGAUAUCACUGCGAAUCGUAGCGAAGCGACCGAUCUUCCAGUUGGUGCUGCAGCAUGAAGACCGGGCUGGUGUUGCAAUUGGCGCUGCCCGUGAUGCUACUAGUCGGACCCUCGGAAGAAUUUUUUUUAGACUACCCUAAGAAAGCACUGAAGGAAUUCUUUCAAUCUCUGAAGGAGAAGAAGACCAAGACGAAUCACGUGCAGCAUUAUCACAUACACUAUCUUCCAAUGCCGGCGAUGCCUUUCCAUCCAUUAGCAUGGACGAGAGCUCCGGAUAAAUACUAUCUCGACGAACUUUACAGCGACACUCUCGCGUCGUUCGGAUGGUCGGACCUCCGCUACAAAUACGCGCCCGAUCCCUCGCUAAUCUUUUCGUCGGGCUUUCAACACCUGUCCGAGCCGGAUCCAUGGGAUGACCUCUGGAGCGACGAGAUUCUAGGCACCGAUGACGCCCACGAUACGAUCGAUCGUAACUCCAGGGGAAUACUGAUGCGGAUCCCCAUCAACCGGCAGCUCAUGUUCCAUUUGCCGUUGAAGAAAUCGCGACAGAGAAGGUCGGAGACGGUGACGACUUAAGGC